Messenger RNA from Dinoponera quadriceps, 4096 nucleotides. It is a transcript of the gene Sans, whose product is annotated as Usher syndrome type-1G protein homolog. The record is from RefSeq and is a predicted model, not a curated record. The transcript has 7 exons. Bases 204 to 1670 code for a protein of 488 amino acids. Gene Ontology annotation, molecular function: protein binding. Lineage: Eukaryota; Metazoa; Arthropoda; Insecta; Hymenoptera; Formicidae.
CUCGCUCGAGCAGUGCAUCGCCGAACGUUACACUCGGCAGGCGGCUCGCCUCCGCGUCACGUCGCUUAUUAACACACACACGCACCGCAGUUCUGUCUUUCUCGCGCUUCGAUUCGCGCGAGAAACUCGCCGAGUGUUUCCUAAGUUACGAACGAUGCCUCGGUAAGCCACGUACCGCGGAGGAGCGAACGACGCACGGAGAAAUGUCUUCGGAGCGAUUUCACAAGGCUGCGCGGGACGGCGCGUUGGACGUUCUGAAGGAAGCCACGAGAAAGGAUUGUAACGCGCGAGACGAAGGAGGAAUGACCCCGACAUUAUGGGCAGCCUUCGAAGGUCACAUAGAUACACUGAGACUGCUGGUCGCCAGAGGAGGCGAUCCAGACAAGACCGAUUAUUUCGGCAACACGUGCCUUCAUUUGGCAGCGGCGAGGGGUCACGAAUUCUGCGUGAAGUUUUUAGUGAAAUUCGGAUGUAAUAUCUGGUCGCUGGAUAUCGACCGGCACUCAGCCAGGGAGCUCGCGGCGAUCAACGGCUGCGAGAGGAUCCUGCAGUUCCUGGAUCUCGCCCAGGCCGAUCAGGAACUGAAUAAUCGCAAGAAAAGCCGGCUGCUCCGGGAAAAGGCGGAGAAGGAUGCGGAGAAGAGACUGAAAGAAUACAUGAAAAAACAAAAGGUGGCUGAGUUGAGAGCGGAGAAAGAACAGAAAAAACUUAUAAAGGAUCGCGCUAAAUCGGACUUGGAUACAAUGAAUGAGAUGAAUGGCCAGAGACUCGGUGUACUAACCUUUAGAGGUCGAAUGAAACCUUCGCCGACAUUCAGCGAUAUCGUCGGUACCACAACAAAGAGAAAUGGUAGUACAGUUUGCCGAAAAGCUUUAGCAAAGAAAGCCGUCAACGAUUUUAAAGUUGUAGAGGUCGAAGUAAAUGGAAAGAAAUCUAUUCGAAGUUUAACCGGCGUUCGACGGGAUUCCGAAGUUAUGUACGUAGGCACAUACGAUACUCAGCCUCAGCACAUGGGCAGAAGGGGCAAGAUCUCCGACGUGUGGGGCACUUUGAGUAAAUCGCAGAGCACGCCCGACCUCUUAGGUGAAAGGAUAUACGACGAGGAGGAGGAGGACAGGGAGGAAGAGAAUCUGAAUGUUGCGAAGGACACUGCUUUCCUUCAGGAACCGGCGAGCAUUUUUAAUCGACCUGGUUUCGGAUCGGUGGCCUUCAGGAGGACGAUAACAUCCACGCUGGACAACCUACCGGUCACGCAGACGGACGUUCAACUUCAAAACGGCCACGUUCCUGUGAAUGGCUCCGCAAAUGGAUCCAUAAACGGCAACAAGUUUAGCCCUAACGGACAUAACGAGGAGAUCAGUAUAGGAAGUGCCGGCAGUUUAGCGCGCAGACAAAGCCUGUGGGACGAGGAUUUGCUUUCAGAAGGCGAAGAGACGGACGAGGAAUGGACACCCUUGCAGAGAUUUCUGGCCGCUAAUAAUCUGACGUCGAUACAACCUGUCUUGGAGUCCGAACAAAUCGAUCUGGAAGCCCUGAUGCUGCUUACCGAGACCGACAUAGCGGCCCUCAAACUUCCUCUCGGCCCCAGAAGGAAACUCACCAACGCGAUUGCAAAUCGGAAAAAAGCUCUAAGCGCGCCGGAAAGUGUCAUCAAGGACAGUAGAUUGUGAAAAUAUUGUGUCACGACAAUGCUAUCGACGAAAUUACCCGCUCACGCUCGCAAAUGUGACAAAAUAAAAAUAUGUGCGGGAAUUAAAAAUUAGAGAAAAUGUGAAUUCUAAUUAUCGAAUAUAUCAAAUCGAGAUUUCCUUAUAUGAGUCAAGCGAACUGACGAUUAAAAAUUAAAAAUUAAAGAGAAAAAAGAAGGAAAAAAAUAUCGUUAACAACCAGGUUGAAUAAUGAAUCGUACAUCGUGAUGGUGCUAUUUUAAAUCUAGAAAUAUAUCUACGCAGUCCUUAACACAUAUCAUAAUGUUCUUAACAGAAUUCUUCUGUGCCUUCUAAUUUUCAUAGUUCACAUCUACCAUUAGCAUAUUUUUCUAUAUAUACUAUUACAUAGUACUAAAUUGAAAUGAUCUCUAUCGGAUCACUAUAAUCGAUCGAUUUUACACAAUCGGCUAAACUAUACUCGUAAUUACGUAAGCGAUCGUUGAUAAAGAUUGUAUGAAAGAUAGGAAAGAAAGGAAGAUUAAGUUCUUCGACGAUACUAAGUAAUAAGUAACUAGUAUAUGCCAUAACGAAAAAGAAAUUCAAUACACUGCCAUAAAACAUAAGGCGUUUAUGUUUGUGAAAGCACGUUGCUGUAUCAACUUUUGCUUAGCGUGCUAAACUCUGAUCUACGCAUCGUAUAUUAUUGUACUAUACACGAAAUUUCCUAAAUUCGCAUAUUUAUUUGAAUAAUGUAAUCAUACACAUUUUUAACACUAGAACUGCGGCUGGAUCAUUUUUUACCCAUUUGUAGAUUCUUUUCUUUCCAUUUCUUUCGAUUUUCAUCACUGGGAAAUUACGUUCAUAAUAUCUUCUUUAUCAUAAAAUAAUUAAACAAUAUCAUGAAGUUCAAAAAAGGCCACGAAUAAUUACGAAAAAGAGGCCCAUCAAAAGUGACUCAAUCCGCAGUUUUAGGAAGGGAAAAAUUGCCGCGGCUCAAGUGUUAAUGCACUUCUUCACAUUGAUAGCAUUAAUUGAUGUAUCAAACUGUAUAUGAAAUAAUCGUCGGAUAUCAUCGAUGAGUCUCAUGUUACAUGUGAUAACCAGGGUUCAGCUUUCAACGUCAUUUAUGAGGCGUAACCGCCACGAUUAGCCGCUGAGGUACAACAAUAGAAUAUUGAACCCUGACUAGUUUUCGGAUAUGGGCAGGUAGUUUAGCUCAGCUACCUACCUGAGGGAGAACAAUUGUACGUAGUGGUACUUGAUUUGUGCCUGUAGUGAUGAUGAUUUCCAUUGCGCGCGUGUGCGUGUCUAUUACGCUUCAGAUAAAACGAUGUGUAAUUUUCGCAUUCUGUUGAUAUAAUCGCAAUAAUGUGAAUUAAAUUAUCUCAAAUAUACUUCAUAUUGGUAAUGUUGACUUCGUGAGAUCGUGUAUAGUACAUAUUGUACCAUACAAAAUUACGCAAAAUGUACAAAACAAAUGUGUGACAAUAAAGUAUGUAUAUACGUAUACAAGAUGUGGUUUCUAUUCGCAAGGGGAAAAAAGUUAUAUUGCGUACAAUGUAGAGGGAAGAAAGAACGCCUCCGCACGUCUAUAUCUUCUUUUUCCUCGUGAUUUAUUUGUAAAUGAUUAUCUUACAAACAAGAGGCGCAAAAAUAUACAAGCUUCUUAUGUUCGCAAGAAAGUAACAGCACCAUUUCACGCCUUGCCAUGAACGCGUCGUGCCUAAUCAAGGCGUCAUGUUCGUGCAAGUCUCAUGUCACGGUACACUUAUUCUCGCGGAAGUGCACCACAGUUUGCAGCAAUGUGCAUCGGAUAAUGAUAGAAGAAACGAGAAAAUAAAUAAAACAAGAGGAGAUUUCAAUCGUUCAUAAAACCUUUCGGUGCGUCGAUUUCAUCAAACGUAGUACAGUCGGCAUGAUAAAUGUUGCAACACUUCUUUUUCUCGAUGAGUUUCACAAUGCGCUUCGUAUCCACGAGGAAAAUGUAUUUCUUGAGAAUUGCUAAAAAAAAUAAACUCUCCUAUCGGAUACGAAAAAAAGCGUUGCGAAAUUCAUCGAGAAAAAAAGUGUUGCAAGUUGUAUUAUGCCGACUAUACCGUGUCUAUACAUUCCUGUAUGAUAUAAAAGAUGUAAAAUAUAUCAUCAUAUCACGCCAUGAAUUCAGGUCUUUCUGCAGAAUAUCCCCAAAUUCGCGAUCUUCAAGAUUCCGCGCAAUUUGGACAACUGACUCUCCGGAAAAUCCACCAACAAUCACUGAUUGCGAGAUACCUCCAAUGCACAUAAUCAUAAAACAUAUAUUUUUAAACAUCUGAGCGUACCGCUCAAAUCAUUUACGUUGUGAGUAAUUUCGAAGUAUUGCUUGUAAGGAUUAUUUUAUCGUACGAAAAAAAUAAAAAAGAAAAAGAAAGAUAAGGGAUAAAUUAAAAAAAAGAAAUAUACGUUGUAUA